Messenger RNA from Acanthopagrus latus (yellowfin seabream), 4243 nucleotides. Its product is annotated as vesicular inhibitory amino acid transporter-like. The transcript is spliced from 8 exons. The coding region runs from base 543 to 2498 and encodes 651 amino acids. Lineage: Eukaryota; Metazoa; Chordata; Actinopteri; Spariformes; Sparidae. Gene Ontology annotation, biological process: amino acid transmembrane transport. Gene Ontology annotation, cellular component: vacuolar membrane. The record is from RefSeq and is a predicted model, not a curated record. Gene Ontology annotation, molecular function: amino acid transmembrane transporter activity.
AAUAAUGCAUUGAUCUUGAUGAAAACAAUCAGGUGUAUUUAGGUUGUGUUGGUAUCUAGGACGGAGUGCAGUUUGAUCCAAAUCUUAGAUCUGCUGGGCUCAAGUUGUGCAAUUGUGGAUGAGGUGAACUGAGAGUGAUACAGGGUUAUCAAGUUUAAUAUUGGAUCAGGCUUGAUUGUGUGAAGGGGGACUGCAGGGCCUUGGUGGAGGUAUGCGCUCUACUGAGUGCCAUACUAUGAAAAGUGUAUUUAAGUAAGUUUUGCCCUUCACUAUAUCCCUGGGUGUACUUACCUACUUUGCAGGUCAUUGCAGCUGUUUACUUCUUCACUGUUGACAACACUGGUGUAUUAUAAUGUUACAGCUCACCAACUUGUCAGUCACUUCAUACGCCUGUGCAUUUGGUUCUGGUUUUUGAGUGUGUGUGUUGGUGAGAAUCUUUUGCAUGAGUGUGUUUAUUUGUCCAGUGUCAGUCAAGCUCCCCCUUCCAGACCCUCAGACCACCAGAGGCAGGGAGGCUGUCUCCGUAGACAGUGAAGCUGAAGAUGGGCUCUCGUCCCUGGGCUCAGAUCUCUGGGCAGCCCUGGAGCACCUCCGGGUCUCUGUGGGGCUGGGUGGUGUCACGGCUGCACUUGGACUGGACAUCAAGGUUCUUUCAGGAGGAUGAAGAGAUGCUGAUUCUGACUCACAGUGAUGAACUGAACAGAAUCUACGGUGAGCAGAGCCGAUCGCCUUAUGACAACAUCGCAAACAUAAAUAAUCCCAGCUGUGAUGAGACCAGGAGAAGCAGAUCAUCUAAGACUGAUUAUCCCAGUAUGAGGGAGAGACCAGCUCCAAAUCAAAUGGGGUCCACCAGCAGCUCUUGGCAGGAGAGCCCAGCUUUUAAAGAAACCAGAGCUACUGUUAUCUCCUCCGGACCCAGUACCAUCACCAUAACUUCAGCAGUUUCCACUGCAGGCCCACUGUGGUUCAAAAACCCCGGAAGUUAUGGCAAAGGGAGAGUAUCUUCUGAGAUGCAUGCUGACAAGGCGGGAAGCAACAGUGAGGAAAGUUUCAAUCAGAGUGACGAGGGAGGAUCCUGCCGGUUGGUCGGGCUGCUGAGAGGGAAUAUGCAAAAACGGAGACUUUUGGAAGAUGGAGAGGAGAAAAAGGAAGGAGAGGAAGCUGUGGAGGGGCCUUCUCAGUUCUGUCCCAGCCUUGAAGAAGAGAGAGCAAGGAUGAGCCCAGAACUGGCAGCCAGCACUGGCACCACAGAUCUGAAUCCGUCUGCCACCAUCACCGCCUGGGAGGCUGGCUGGAACGUCACAAAUGCUAUACAGGGUAUCUUCGUGUUGGGUUUACCCUUCGCUCUGGUCAGGUCGGGUUACGUGGGUCUCGUUCUGCUGGUUCUGUCGGCCUGGGUCUGCAACCACACGGGCAGGAUCCUGGUGGCCUGUCUGUAUGAGGAAGAACAAAGCGGAGGGUCUGGCUCAGUGUCAAGAGUCCGAGUGCGACGCAGCUACCAGGACAUCGUGGAGGCCUGCUGCAAAGGGCUGUGGCCACACUGGCCUGGACUGGGCGGCUGGAUGGUCAAUGUAGCUCAGGUGAUUGAGCUGCUGAUGACCUGCACGCUGUAUCUAGUCGUCUCCACCAGUCUGUUAUCUGACAGCCUGACGGGGAUGACUGUCCCCAGAUCAGUGUGUUCUCUGGUGUCUCUGAUGUUCCUGCUGCCCUGUCUGCUGCUGACUGAUCUCAGGCCAGUCUCCGCGCUCAGCCUGCUGUGCUCCCUGGCUCACAUGCUGAUCAGCCUGUUGGUCAUGCUGUACUGUCUGAGCCGAGCCAGCAGCUGGUCCUGGUCCUCUCUGACGCUGUCCGCCGACCCGGAGGACUUCCUCGUCUCUGUGGGCGUCAUCAUCUUCUCCUACACCUCGCAGAUCUUCCUCCCUCCUCUGGAGGGCAGCAUGGAGGACCGAGGGCAGUUUAACGCCAUGCUGGGGUGGACUCAUGGUGCCGCCUGCAUCAUGAAAACAAUGUUUUCCUUACUGGCCGUGUUGACCUGGGGGACGGGGACCAGCGAGGUCAUCACAGACAACCUGCCCUCUGACCUCCGACCGCUCGUCAACCUGUGUCUGCUGGCGAAAGCCCUGCUGUCCUACCCUCUGCCAUUCUACUCCGCCGCUGAAAUACUGCAAACGUGCCUGCUUGGAGACGCUGCGGUGUCAUCCUACUCCAAACACAGAGGUGUGUCCAGCCCGGCCCUGCUGGUCCGCGGCGCCCUGCUGAUGACAUCAUACCUCCUGGCUCUGCUGGUGCCCAGGUUCUCCCUGUUGAUGGGUUUGACAGGCAGUGUGACCGGGGCGGCCAUGACACUCAUACUGCCGUGCCUGUUUCACCUCAGACUGCAGUGGGGCCGCCUCGCUGUGAGGGAGCGGCUGAUAGAUGUGUGUAUUCUCAGUCUGGGGGUCGUCUGCAGCGCGUCUGGAGUGAUUUGCUCAGUGAAAAGACUGGUGGAAGGACUGUAGGAGGGGAGUGACGGAUGGAUGGACAGGUCAUUUGGGUCAGUUUGUAGAAAAUGACAGCUGCGAGCUCCCCCCCUACCCUUAAAACUUUCCUUAGAGAACUUUCACCGAGUCUGCAAUCCUCUCAGCUUCCUUGAGCAUUUUAAGCAUGUUUCAGCUCAUUGUUUUGGCUGCUUUCACUGAAAAAAAAGCUCCAUAAAUACAUUGUACAGUACUUUCCCAGCACCAAACAGCAGAGCGACAAAGUUAGCCAAGUCGAUUAGAGCACAGAGCAUUACAUAGGAAAAGUUUAUUUCCGCUCCCUGAGCUCCCACAUGGCCAAACAUUGCUAAUUGCAAGUAUAAACAUACUUGCACAAAAUAUAUGUAAUUUUUUUGAAGACAUGGAGAAAGGUCAGAUGUCUAACAGAGACACUUUGGUUUGAUAUCAGAUCGGAGCUAGCAACUGAAGGCAGCAGUAGUUGAGGACAUAGAGGCCAUCUUUCUCCAGAAAGUUAAAUAUUGUUGCUUUGAGUAGUGUGGUAACUGUUUCUAUCGUGAGGUGUAGAUACGUAAAAACAUGUAGUGUUGUUUAUUUUCUGCCAUAAUAUUAAUGAUUAAGCAUUUACUUUUAAAAGAACAAGGCAACCAUUUGAAGCAGCCCGUCCUCACCAGAGACAUUACAGCUGUGGUGGUCUUUGGUCACAUUUAUUGUUCGGCGGCCUCUAGUGGUCGUACAAAUUGGCGGAACAGUGAAUGUACAACGUCGACUAUAACCAGCCAACUCCAUAUGUGGAGGUAGAUGUCACCCAGACUGUCACCAAGGAGACUGCUAUUCCUCAACCUUACCAAGAAGUAUGAGCACCUGGACCAAACCGAAAACUGUGACAGUUUCAAAAUGUUGGCUGUGUUUCAGAGAAUGUUAACGUGUCGUCAAGUUUUAGGAUGCAAUGGUUAACUGACUUAAGUGACAGGCUGUAUGUCUGGUCAGGGGUAAAAUGCUCAGCAAAAAUCCAAAGCCAGACUGAAGUGAAUACUUUGAUUAUAACCUAUUUUAUCUGCGUAAGUGUAAUCAUCUAGUAUUGAGUUUAAGCAUGAAAGAUUCACACGUCGGCGCUGUGAAGUCGAAGAGUUCAUGGCUGAAAUGCAAUCACAGAGAAAUUGUAGAUGUCAUGUCGUACAAUUUGAAAGCAAUAGCUUGUAACAGAGGUCGCCAAUGUCAAUGUGAGAUUAAAGCAGACGUUCUGUAUGAAGCUUCAUCAUCAUUUAUCUGUCAUUCAUGAAAUGCUUUUAAACAACUUUGUCAGUUACCCUUCAUACAACACGCUGAACACACUGAACAUCGAAGUAUUACAGUAUUAUAAGAAAUAUAAGGUCAAUUCAAUCCUUUGGUUACCAUGGUGACAUACUCCAUAUGGUUCCAAGCGAAGUGACAAAAAUUUUUUAAAAAAUCAUGACUUCUGCCACGUGUUUCUUUGAGCUUCUUACGCAUAUUCACCUGUCAGCACAUGGAUGAUUUGUGGCAUCCUAUUACAGGAAGCAUCAAAACUAUUACAUCUCAUUUCCCACACUGCCUAGAUGUGAGAAGAAGAAAUCGAACUAUAUAAAAUUCUUGUUUUUCAGGACUGACACAAAGUGGGUCAGAAAAGGCGAAGAUCGUCCCAGUUUGUUUUCAUACUGUGACUCAAAACCGUACCCUGAAAAGUGCCGAUUUUUAGUUCCCGUCUCUGGUGUCACUGUAAGAAGACAAGAUAAUUAUGGCCAUUAGUG